Chrysochloris asiatica (Cape golden mole) is the source of this 1545-nucleotide messenger RNA. RefSeq names its product zinc finger protein 629-like. The record is from RefSeq and is a predicted model, not a curated record. The transcript has 9 exons. Gene Ontology annotation, biological process: regulation of DNA-templated transcription. Bases 1 to 1545 code for a protein of 514 amino acids. Gene Ontology annotation, molecular function: RNA polymerase II cis-regulatory region sequence-specific DNA binding; DNA-binding transcription factor activity, RNA polymerase II-specific. NCBI's taxonomy places the organism in Eukaryota, Metazoa, Chordata, Mammalia, Afrosoricida, Chrysochloridae.
AUGCCCGCAGCCCCCGCCCACCAUCCGGGGACUGUGAGCUGGAUCGUGGAGCGGGCCAGGAACCUGCACAGGGACCCGUCCCUGGAGCAGCAAGGUGUCUUCAUCCAGCUGAUGGCUGCCCUGGCACCCAGUCUGGCCACACUUCACCUGCAGAGGGGGCUCUGCCAGACUGUGCUCCUCCAGAGGCCGAGACCCAGCAGCACGGCUGUUCUCUCCACUGGACUGGCUGAAGUACCUUCCUACUGCGAUACUGUGGCUGCUGUCCGCCUGGGUUCUUUCCUCAGGUCCCCUCCAGGCUGUGGUGUUGGUGGUGCUGAGGUCUGCUCUGGACCCUGGGGUCCUGGGCACCGCAUCGUGGCGGCUUCCACCUACUACGAAGAGAAGGACGCUACUCAGAGUGGGGAGCUGACUCGGGAGCAGGAAGUCUCAGAAGAGGUGGAGCCCCGGGGUGCCAAGGGCAGACCACCAGAGUCCAGGGGUCAGAGCCUAGGGAGGCCCGCGGGGCUGCAAAAGAGCACCCCGGGAAGAAGCAAGCCCUCGGAUCUAUGCCCAGACACGAAGCCAGACUGGCGCAGUGCCUGGGGGCUCCCUGGAAAGACCCUCUGGGGCCUGGAGGAAUGUGAGACGGCAUCCCCGUACGGGGACUCCACGCUCAGGCACCCGCGGGCGCCUGGCGGGGAGAGGCCGCACACGUGCGGGGAGUGCGGGAAGGCCUUUGGCCGCCGAUCAGACGCCCUGAAGCACCAGCGCAUACACACGGGCGAGAAGCCGUACUCCUGCGGCGAGUGUGGCCGCGCCUUUGUACACAGCUCGCACUUCACGCAGCACCUGCGCUCCCACCGCGGCGAGAAGCCCUUUAAGUGCCCGGAGUGCGGCCAGGCCUUCAGCCAGAGCUCCAACCUGGCGCAACACCGGCGCGUACACAGCGGCGAGCGGCCCUACGCCUGCGCAGAGUGCGGCCGCGCCUUCAGCCGCAGCUCCUUCCUCCGAGAGCACCGGCGCAUCCACNNNGGUGAGAGGCCGUUCCGCUGCACUGAAUGCAGUCGAGCCUUCGCCCUGAGCUCGCACCUGAUCCAGCACCAGCGGGUGCACAGCCCGGAGGGCGCGCGCGGCUCUUCGCGAGACUGGUUCUUUCUUGGUCCGCAGCGUCCCGGGGAGCUCACCCCUAACGGUGGCAACCCCAAAAGAACAGGGUGGUGCCAGGAAAACCCUGGAGGCGAGACUGGGGGCAGGGAGGAGAAACUGGACAGAAGUUGGUCGAAGACAGGAAAGGGUCUUGCACGCAACGCUAGGGACUCCGAGGUGCGCGGGUCUUCCAGCUGCCUAGCCCCGGGCAGCGCGAAGAUCCCACGGAGCUACCCCACCGCUGAGGCCACGCGCCCGCUCGGGGAUCGUGCUGAGAGCCGAGCUCGGGGGCCCCGCACCCCCUCACCACUGGGCCCUCUGCCACCUCGCCCUCAAGUGUCAUCCAGCCCGCUAGGGGAGCCUGCCAACGUCCGGGAUUCCCCCAUCAGAGGGGAAAGGCGCAGGUCUGUCCGCGAGUGA